This is a messenger RNA of Hyaena hyaena (striped hyena), 1506 nucleotides long. RefSeq names its product NADH:ubiquinone oxidoreductase subunit A5 (gene NDUFA5). The record is from RefSeq and is a predicted model, not a curated record. The transcript is spliced from 5 exons. The coding region runs from base 80 to 430 and encodes 116 amino acids. Gene Ontology annotation, biological process: respiratory electron transport chain. NCBI's taxonomy places the organism in Eukaryota, Metazoa, Chordata, Mammalia, Carnivora, Hyaenidae.
GUCGGGCCUCGGUGGUGGAUUGAGCGGGUCUGGGCGGGAUUCCCAGAGGGCCGCGCGUCCCCGGCGCGUCGGCGCGGUCAUGGCGGGUUUGCUGAAGAAGACCACCGGCCUUGUGGGAUUGGCUGUGUGCGAGAGUCCACACGAGAGGCUAAGAAUAUUGUACACAAAGAUUCUUGAUGUUCUUGAGCAAAUUCCUAAAAAUGCAGCGUAUAGAAAGUACACAGAACAGAUUACAAGUGAGAAGUUGAGUAUGGUUAAAGCGGAACCAGAUGUUAAGAAAUUAGAAGACCGACUUCAGUGCGGCCAACUAGAAGAGGUGAUUCUGCAGGCUGAAAAUGAACUAAGUUUGGCAAGAAAAAUGAUUCAGUGGAAACCAUGGGAGCCUUUAGUGGAAGAGCCUCCUGCCAACCAAUGGAAAUGGCCGAUAUAAUCAUCAUUAAAUGACUAGCUUAUGGGUGGGAAACUGAUGUAAUUAAAUGUUCUGUAAUAUUAAAAAUGAUUCCUUAUUAUUGAUAUCUUAUAAUCAAGAAAACUAAUACAGAACAUAUUUAGGAGACUUGUUAAAAUUGAUAACUGUGGUAAUAGGGAUUUGUGAAUCCAUAUUUGAUAUGUAAAGCAUUCAUUUGAAUUAUUUCAAAGAUGAUUGUUUUUGUUUUUGUUUUUUAACAGAGCGGUUGUGGAAAGAUUUGAAAAUUAAUUGGGAAAAUUCCUAUAGAUUUUCAGUGCAGAGGCUAUAAUUGAAAUGUGAAGUAUUUUUAGUAGUGUCUUCAACACAUCAUUUAAUGGUUUUUAUCCUGAAAAAAAUAGGAAAGGUACUUCAUUAUUUAUUGUUUAGACAAAUUUAUAAAUCAUUGAAGUAGUAAAAGUAAAAACCAUCAAAAUUAUAGUUGUACAGUUGAGGAAAUUGAUUUGAUAUUUGAAAGAAAGACUUUUUAUUUAGAGUGGUAAUUGUAAAAACGUUUCCUUUCGUCUCAAUCAAAGAAGUUAGCUUUCUAUUCCUUAGCCUUUUGUUUUCUUGAUCAACCAAAGUACAUCAAGGUAGAGAUAGAAUUUAUGUAAAAGAAGAGACAUAAAGAGUUCCUAAAGUUUAUCUGAUUUAUGAAUAGGCUUACAUUUCAGAACAUCUUAGUCACACAUGAGUUGUAACUUCAAAGUAGAAUCACUAGGUGGUUUUCACUAAGUUUCCAUUAUGAGUGCAGUUGGGUAUCAAACCUAAGAUAAAUGCUGUUGAAGGAAAGAAACAGUUGGCAUAAAUCACUUUUAAUGUGUCUUCACCCUUUCUUCCUAGACCCUAUCAUUUAUUUCCAAAUACUUAAGUUUGACAUUUUUUAACUUCAAAGACAGUACUCUUAUGUGUUUGUCGCAUAUGUGUGUGUUUAACUAUCCAUUUGGCAAAGCGGAAUCAAUUCAGAAUUUUCAGAAUGAGAAAAUUGUAUUUUUUCCAAUAUAUUUCUCCCCUUAACAGCGCUGUAAAUUGAAUGAUAAAUAAAUAUUAAAUGAAGUGGA